GCAAAAAUGACCUCCUAGGAAGGGAAAUUCACAACCUCCACCUAUCCACAUUGCAUCUCAAUCAAUCUUCCCACAUUAACAUCUCUUUCUGACUCUCUCUCUCUCUCUCUCUCUCAACUGAUUUUCUUUCUCUGUUCAUUGCUUUUUGUGCUCAUGGAAACUAGCAUCACUGCAGGAAAUCAUACCAUUAACCCCCACCAUUCACCUCCUCAAGUAACCACCCACAAUCACCACCAUGACAUUCUCCCUACCACUACCCUUCUCAUAAUUGUAAUCCCCAUUAUCGUUGUUCUCUUACUCCUAGCAAUACUACUCGUUAUCGUGAUGCUCCGACGUCUGAAAUCGACUAAGAACACGAGCAGUAGCAGCAGUGGCAGCAACAAUUGCCUCACCAACAGCAAUUGCUUGUUCAAUGCUCAUGCUCAUAGCACUGUCAACAUCAAUGCAAGCCCAGUGAAGGGAGGGUGUUUUUAUGGAGCGGGCCGAAACCCGCCGGCUAAGUUCAUGGGAGUCCAAGUAUUCACAUACAAGGAGCUUGAAUUGGCCACCGAUAAUUUCAGCGAAGCAAAUGUGAUCGGAAAUGGAGAUUUUGGAGUAAUUUACAGAGGGGUUUUAAGAGACGGUACUGUUGCAGCAGUCAAGAAAUUGCACAGGGAAGGAAAGCAAGGGGAACGAGCAUUCCGGGUAGAGGUUGAUUUAUUGAGCCGCUUAUACUCUCCUUACUUGGUGCAACUGCUAGGCUAUUGUGCAGACCAGCACCACCGCCUGCUAAUAAUGGAAUUCAUGCCCAACGCCACCCUCCACCGCCACCUCCACCACCACCACCCUCGUACGCUGAACUGGGGGGUCCGCCUGCGCGUGGCCCUCGACUGUGCCAAAGCUCUCGAAUUCCUUCACGAGCACUCAUUGCCCUCCGUCAUCCACCGCGAUUUCAAGUCCAGUAACAUCCUCUUGGAUGAGAAUUUCAGAGCCAAGGUUUCCGAUUUUGGAUUGGCCAAGACAGGAUCGGAUAAGAUCAACGGUCAGAUCUCGACGCGCGUGCUGGGGACCACCGGUUACUUAGCCCCCGAGUAUGCAUCAACAGGUAAACUUACCACGAAAUCAGAUGUAUACAGCUACGGUGUGGUACUUCUGGAACUCCUAACGGGCCGAGUACCCGUCGAUACCAAGCGGCCACCUGGAGAACAUGUCCUUGUCUCUUGGGCUCUUCCAAGGUUAACUAACAGAGAGAAAAUAGAGGACAUGGUUGAUCCAUCUCUCCAAUGCCAGUACUCCAAAAAGGAUCUAAUCCAGGUAGCAGCAAUUGCCGCAAUGUGUGUGCAACCGGAAGCAGACUACCGGCCUCUAAUGACUGACGUGGUGCAGUCGUUAAUUCCUCUCAUUAAGAAUCACCCCUCGUUAGGUCCCUCAAGUUCCUUGAGAUUUAACCAAAGAGUAAGUCCCAAGGCAUGAUAGGGGCAUUUUGUAGCUACCGUUCGAGUCCGAUUUUCAAGAAAUCAUGUGAACCAGCAGCUGGCUUAUUCUUCGACAAAUUCACUAGGGAACAUUUUUCAGCGCCCCAACAAAAAAAAAAAAUGGUCCUUGUACCUUGGGCUAAGGUCAUAAUCAGCUGGGCCAAUUUCAUUUCAAUUCCUUUUGGUUUUCAUUUUGUAGGCAGGCAUCCAUCACUAUCCUUGCGCCCUGUAUGUAAGGCCUACGAUCGCUCGUGCAGGAUCCGACCGUGUAUAGCUUCAGAGCGAAUUCGAUUCGGAAUAACAGUGCUCUCGAUCAAUUGGUGAUGAAAAUAAAAAUAAAUAGUGCAUGCUCUAUCUGAAAUUCCUUCUUCAAUGAA
This is a messenger RNA of Rhododendron vialii, 1831 nucleotides long. RefSeq names its product probable serine/threonine-protein kinase PBL7. The record is from RefSeq and is a predicted model, not a curated record. The transcript is spliced from 6 exons. The coding region runs from base 154 to 1452 and encodes 432 amino acids. Gene Ontology annotation, biological process: protein phosphorylation. Lineage: Eukaryota; Viridiplantae; Streptophyta; Magnoliopsida; Ericales; Ericaceae. Gene Ontology annotation, molecular function: ATP binding; protein kinase activity.